AACCUUAAAUGGUUGCACGCAACUCGCGUUCGAAAUAAACGCUCGGGCUACCAGUUGCCAUGUGAGGUCGUCCUUUUCUGCUUGGAAUAUUCGAAGAAUCCACCAAUCAGCAUGCAGAUCUUUGUGAAGACCCUGACGGGCAAGACCAUUACGUUGGAGGUGGAGCCCUCCGACACCAUCGAGAACGUCAAGGCCAAGAUACAGGACAAAGAGGGUAUUCCUCCAGACCAGCAGAGGUUGAUCUUUGCCGGCAAGCAGCUCGAGGAUGGACGCACACUGUCAGACUACAACAUCCAAAAAGAAUCCACCCUCCAUCUUGUGUUGCGUCUGCGAGGUGGGAUCAUUGAGCCCAGCUUGAAGAUUCUGGCCAGCAAGUACAACUGCGACAAGAUGAUCUGCCGCAAGUGUUACGCUCGCCUGCACCCCCGCGCCACCAACUGUCGCAAGAAGAAGUGUGGCCACUCCAACAACCUCCGCCCCAAGAAGAAGCUGAAGUAAGCUGCUCGUCAACCUCUGUCCCAGACACCGGAGCACAGACCCUCACGUUUCAUUGUCACAACUUCAACGCAGCUAAUCUCAAUAUUUCCUUCAACUUUAGAAUAUGCUACAAUGCACAUGUACCCAAAAACAAAAUCGUCAUGAAAGCCAGACGACAUUGUGUUUUUAAUGAAAUCGUUUUUUUGUCAUGGCUAGUUGGAACAUGAAAAAGGCUAACAGUAACCUCAAAGGUUAACUGUAACCUCAAAAGGUUAACUGUAACCUCAAAAGGUUAACUGUAACCUCAAAAGGUUAACUGUAACCUCAAACUUGAGGUAUGGAUUGUGAAAUAAAUGUUUAACAGACAGGUAAAUAAAUUCAAAGGCGUGGAAUAAACAAA
Molecule: messenger RNA, 877 nt
Organism: Patiria miniata (bat star)
Lineage: Eukaryota; Metazoa; Echinodermata; Asteroidea; Valvatida; Asterinidae
Product: ubiquitin-60S ribosomal protein L40
Exons: 5
Coding region: 112-498 (128 amino acids)
Biological process (GO): protein ubiquitination; translation; modification-dependent protein catabolic process
Cellular component (GO): cytoplasm; nucleus; ribosome
Molecular function (GO): structural constituent of ribosome; ubiquitin protein ligase binding; protein tag activity
Source: RefSeq, a predicted model, not a curated record